This is a messenger RNA of Aedes aegypti (yellow fever mosquito), 1290 nucleotides long. Its product is annotated as melanization protease 1. The record is from RefSeq and is a predicted model, not a curated record. The transcript is spliced from 4 exons. Gene Ontology annotation, molecular function: serine-type endopeptidase activity. Bases 75 to 1175 code for a protein of 366 amino acids. NCBI's taxonomy places the organism in Eukaryota, Metazoa, Arthropoda, Insecta, Diptera, Culicidae. Gene Ontology annotation, biological process: proteolysis.
UCCCAUGAUAAGGCGACCAUUCAUGGCCAGCGGAUGAAGUGGAGUCUCAGUUCAAUCGAAACCAUCGUCCGGAGAUGAAACUUUUGUUUGCUCUUGCGUUGCUAGUGAUCGUAGAGUUAGCGGGAUGUCAAACUUCGAAUAGAAACGUUUCCAAUAAAGAGGCAUCCGAGGGUGAUAUUUGCGACGCCGGAGAUCUGAUCGGUCGUUGCGUGCCAUCGAAGGAUUAUCCCGAAUAUGUUGCGAUAUUGAAGAACCCGUUCAAAACCCCACAGGAAACGGAGUUUCUGUACUCCCGGUUCUGCGGCUACUCAUCGACAAGGAAAGUGCUCGUAUGUCGACCGGUGAAAAUCAAUGAGUCGCAUUGUGGUAGACAAUUUACGGAUCGGAUCGUGAAGGGCAAUCUGACGGCACUGGAUGAAUACCCGUGGAUGGCACUGUUUCAGUACAAGAAACCCAAGGGUUUUGGAUUCUAUUGCGGAGGAGUGCUGAUCAACAAACGGUACGUUUUGUCGGCUGCUCACUGUUUUGUAGGGCUCAGAAGUGGCUGGGAAGUGAUCAAGGUCAGACUCGGUGAAUGGGAUGUUGAGUCCGAUUUGGAUUGUACCGGGACAGGCAAUGACCGGAGUUGCGCUCCUCCGAUUCAGGAGUUCGACCUGGAGCGAAUAAUACCACAUGAGGGUUUCUCGGUGAAGAACAGUAACAAAGUACACGACAUUGCACUGGUGAGGCUCUCCAGAGAUGCGCAGUAUAGUAACUUCGUAGUACCGGUUUGCCUUCCAGAGCCAGGUUGUGUGGCCAAUGCAAAGCGACUGAUGGACGGCGUACUAGUUGCAUCCGGUUGGGGAAAGACCGAAAACUCAUCUGCCAGUCGGUACAAAUUGUACACGAAGCUUCAUUGUUUCAACUAUGACGAUUGCAAAGCGAGCUAUGCCAGAACAAAACGUAUUGCACUAACCGAAGGUCAAUUUUGUGCUCAAGGUGAUAGUGGGCAAGAUACGUGUAAUGGUGACUCUGGAGGACCCCUGAUGAAACAGAUUGGGGAACAGGCUCGAUACUAUGUCACUGGUGUGGUCAGCUUUGGACCAUCCAAAUGUGGGGAACAGUUACCGGGAGUGUAUACCAAAGUGGAGCACUACUAUAAGUGGAUAAUUCAGAAAAUAUUGGAAACCUCUUGAUGGUAUGGCAAAGAUGUAACUGAACUUGUUUUAAGGUAUUCAAGAAACACAUAAAGGGUAAGUUCAAGGUAUUGACAUUGUUCAUUGAAUAAAUAGUGUUAUUAUUUGUGUUAGU